Molecule: messenger RNA, 3680 nt
Organism: Phodopus roborovskii (desert hamster)
Lineage: Eukaryota; Metazoa; Chordata; Mammalia; Rodentia; Cricetidae
Gene: Srgap1
Product: SLIT-ROBO Rho GTPase activating protein 1
Exons: 22
Coding region: 110-3367 (1085 amino acids)
Biological process (GO): negative regulation of cell migration; signal transduction
Cellular component (GO): cytoplasm
Molecular function (GO): GTPase activator activity; protein binding
Source: RefSeq, a predicted model, not a curated record
GGCUGCUCGGCGACAGGGGAGUGCAACUCUCUGCCUCUCCGAGGACACUGGCCGGCGGCCACCCGGCCACAACUUGCCCACUGAAAGCAAACCCCGGAACAGCCGGAGAAUGUCCACCCCGAGCCGAUUCAAAAAGGACAAAGAGAUCAUAGCCGAGUAUGAAAGUCAAGUGAAAGAAAUCCGAGCUCAACUGGUUGAGCAGCAAAAAUGCCUCGAGCAGCAGACGGAGAUGCGAGUCCAGCUGCUGCAGGACCUGCAAGACUUCUUCCGGAAAAAAGCCGAAAUUGAGACGGAAUAUUCCCGCAACCUGGAGAAGUUGGCGGAAAGGUUCAUGGCCAAAACAAGAAGUACUAAGGACCACCAGCAGUUCAAGAAGGACCAGAACCUGUUGUCUCCUGUGAACUGCUGGUACUUACUCCUCAACCAAGUGAGGAGAGAAAGCAAAGACCACGCCACCCUGAGCGACAUCUACCUGAACAAUGUCAUUAUGAGGUUCAUGCAAAUCAGCGAGGAUUCCACCCGGAUGUUUAAAAAGAGCAAAGAGAUUGCAUUCCAGCUGCACGAGGACUUAAUGAAGGUUCUUAACGAGCUCUACACCGUGAUGAAGACAUACCACAUGUAUCACGCGGAGAGCGUCACUGCAGAGAGCAAACUCAAGGAAGCCGAGAAGCAAGAGGAGAAACAAAUUGGGCGGUCCGGCGAUCCUGUCUUCCACAUAAGACUAGAAGAGAGACACCAGCGGCGUAGCUCUGUAAAGAAAAUUGAAAAAAUGAAGGAAAAGAGACAAGCCAAAUACUCAGAAAAUAAGCUGAAGUCGAUUAAAGCACGGAACGAAUAUCUCCUAACACUCGAGGCAACCAAUGCCUCGGUGUUCAAGUAUUAUAUUCACGAUCUCUCGGACUUAAUCGACUGCUGUGAUCUUGGCUACCACGCAAGUCUGAACAGAGCCCUCAGAACGUAUCUCUCGGCAGAGUACAACCUUGAAACCUCCAGACAUGAAGGCUUAGACAUCAUUGAAAAUGCUGUUGACAACUUAGAGCCAAGGAGUGACAAGCAGAGAUUCAUGGAGAUGUACCCUGCUGCCUUCUGCCCACCAAUGAAGUUUGAAUUUCAGUCUCAUAUGGGUGAUGAGGUGUGCCAGGUCAGUGCCCAGCAGCCAGUCCAGGCGGAACUCAUGCUCCGGAACCAACAGCUACAGUCCCGGCUGGCCACACUCAAGAUUGAGAAUGAGGAGGUCAAGAAAACGACGGAAGCCACCCUGCAGACGAUCCAGGACAUGGUCACGAUUGAGGACUACGAUGUGUCCGAGUGCUUCCAGCACAGUCGCUCCACCGAGUCCGUGAAGUCGACUGUGUCUGAGACCUACCUGAGUAAGCCCAGCAUCGCCAAGAGACGAGCUAACCAGCAAGAAACAGAACACUUCUACUUCAUGAAACUCCGAGAGUUCUUGGAAGGCAGCAAUCUCAUCACAAAGCUUCAGGCCAAGCACGACUUACUACAGAGGACUCUUGGAGAAGGUCAUAGAGCUGAAUAUAUGACCACAAGGCCUCCAAACGUCCCCCCUAAGCCCCAGAAACACAGGAAGUCCAGGGCCCGCUGCCAGUUUAAUGCUAAGUUGUUUAAUGGGGAUUUGGAGACAUUCGUCAAGGACUCGGGCCAGAUAAUCCCUCUCAUUGUGGAAAGCUGUAUUCGGUUCAUCAAUCUGUACGGUCUCCAGCACCAGGGGAUUUUCAGAGUGUCUGGUUCCCAGGUGGAAGUGAAUGAUAUCAAGAACUCCUUUGAAAGAGGUGAGAACCCUUUGGCUGAUGACCAGAGCAACCACGAUAUCAAUUCUGUGGCUGGCGUUCUGAAGCUCUACUUCCGAGGGCUGGAAAACCCCCUCUUUCCCAAGGAAAGGUUUAAUGACCUUAUUUCUUGUAUCAGAAUAGACAAUCUCUACGAGAGGGCGCUUCACAUCCGCAAGCUCCUCUUGACUCUGCCCAGGUCGGUCCUCAUAGUGAUGAGGUAUCUGUUCGCCUUUCUCAAUCAUCUUUCCCAGUACAGUGACGAGAACAUGAUGGACCCUUAUAAUCUGGCCAUUUGCUUUGGCCCAACCUUGAUGCCUGUUCCGGAGAUACAGGACCAAGUGUCUUGCCAGGCACACGUGAAUGAAAUCGUAAAGACCAUCAUCAUCCACCACGAGGCUAUUUUCCCGGACACUAAAGAGCUGGAUGGCCCAGUGUAUGAGAAAUGCAUGGCUGGAGGCGACUACUGCGACAGCCCAUACAGUGAGCAUGGUACGCUGGAGGAAGUGGACCAAGACGCGGGCACAGAGCCCCACACCAGCGAAGACGAGUGUGAGCCGAUUGAAGCGAUAGCCAAAUUUGACUACGUAGGGCGGUCUGCUAGAGAGCUGUCCUUCAAGAAGGGUGCGUCCCUGCUGCUCUAUCACCGAGCCUCUGAGGAUUGGUGGGAAGGCAGGCACAACGGAAUCGACGGGCUUGUGCCUCAUCAGUACAUAGUGGUGCAAGACAUGGACGAUACAUUUUCAGACACUCUGAGCCAAAAAGCCAGCAGUGAAGCCAGCAGUGGGCCGGCCACCGAAGACAAGUCUUCAUCCAAGGACAUGAGCUCUCCCACAGACCGCCAUUCCGACAGCUAUUUAGCCAGGCAAAGGAAAAGAGGAGAGCCACCCCCUCCAGGAAGACGUCCUGGCAGGACCAGUGAUGGCCAUUGUCCCCUCCACCCCCCACACGCUCUUUCUAACUCCUCAAUUGACCUGGGGUCCCCAAACCUAGCCAGUCACCCCAGAGGCCUGUUGCAGAACCGCGGCCUCAACAAUGACAGUCCUGAGAGGCGGCGGCGGCCGGGCCAUGGCAGCCUGACCAACAUCAGCCGGCAUGACUCCCUUAAGAAGAUCGACAGCCCUCCUAUCAGGAGGUCUACGUCAUCAGGCCAGUACACGGGCUUCAACGACCACAAGCCACUGGACCCGGAAACAAUUGCUCAGGACAUCGAAGAGACCAUGAACACUGCCUUGAAUGAACUCCGUGAACUAGAGAGACAGAGCACAGUGAAACACACCCCCGAUGUCGUGCUGGACACCUUGGAACAAGUGAAAAACUCGCCCACCCCUGCCGCGUCCAUGGAAUCUCUCAGCCCGUUGCACAGCGUCACCCUCCGGAGCUCAGAGCCUCAGAUCCGCCGGAGCACAAGCUCGUCCAGCGAUACCAUGAGUACUUUCAAGCCAAUGGUGGCGCCCAGGAUGGGCGUGCAGCUAAAGCCCCCCGCCCUUAGGCCAAAGCCUGCUGUUCUUCCAAAAACAAAUCCUACUGUGGGGCCCGCUGCACCCUCCCAGGGCCCCACAGACAAAUCCUGCACGAUGUAGAAACCGAGGUCGUGAGGGGAGGGGUCUGAAAGUCAAGAUGAAUUAGUGACAAGAGUCAGUGACCUGUGACGUUCCUUAGUCUUGCGCUUAUAACUGGAGAUCUUUAGACUUUUCUAUGUUGUCAGAUGUCAUGAUGUCUGGGACUAGCUAAAUUAACAUGGGCAUUUGUAUUUUGUAACUUUUUUUAAUAACUGGACCUACAUCAUUUUAAAGACAAUAGAAACACGUAGACUUACUUGAAAAUACAAUGCUGCACCCCUUGUAAUGAAGGCAACACCUCGCUCCACAUGGUAUAUGGCUUUGGAUUUAGUGU